AUGCGUACUGUUUAUUGGAUCUUACUCAUUUUUGUACUCGGUAAGUCAUUUUUUUUAUUUUUUUUUGGGGUUGGACUUUUGAUGUCAAGCCGUCAACAUUAAUGUUUUGUCGAAUUCAACAGUCUGGACUCGAUCUUUGUAUGGUUGGACUAGUGCUUUGAGUCUGGACUCGAACCUUGUGUGUUUGGACUAGGGGUUUGGGUGUAUAGGUUAAAACCUUGGUUUCUAAAUUGAAGCUAUUAUGACUCGAGCAAGUCCUUUAUGUCUAUCCUACUUCACAUUACCCUACCCUACCCUACCCUAUCCUAAUGCAACCAAGACCUACUGUAGUUUUUACUCUAUGUAUAAUACUUUUAGUCCUAGCCGUAGCCUACACAAAUGCCGAAGUCACAUCAAACGACCUUGCUGAUGCACGACAGCACAACGUAGUGAAACGUGCUGCUCACGGUGGCAAAAAGCACGGUAAGAAGGGCAAAGGAAAGGGUAAAAAACACCACAAAAAUGGAAAAGGCAAGAAGAAGGGCAAGGGAAAGAAGAAUGGUGGCCGUUAA
Messenger RNA from Bursaphelenchus okinawaensis, 551 nucleotides. Lineage: Eukaryota; Metazoa; Nematoda; Chromadorea; Rhabditida; Aphelenchoididae. The record is from the annotation of a GenBank genome assembly.